Messenger RNA from Mugil cephalus (flathead mullet), 9183 nucleotides. It is a transcript of the gene cilp2, whose product is annotated as cartilage intermediate layer protein 2. Lineage: Eukaryota; Metazoa; Chordata; Actinopteri; Mugiliformes; Mugilidae. Bases 1531 to 5271 code for a protein of 1246 amino acids. The transcript is spliced from 10 exons. The record is from RefSeq and is a predicted model, not a curated record.
CUCUCCCCAGCUCACUGGUUUAGCUCCAAAAUUUUGAAACUUAUAAGCCUUUGUUCUUUCUUUUCUCCCUCAUAGAGCCGAACGCUCUGACCCUUCGGCCUCCAAGCUGCGCAUCUAACCGCUACGCCACUCCUCCCGCCAUUGCUGUUUACAUGUGUGUCACUGUGUGGUAAUACAUGUGAGUUGUCCUCAUGCUGAAAACGAGACAAAGCUGACGCCACUCCCCGAGACGCAAGUAACACACAGCGACUUGGAUAAGUAACUUUAAUCUGAUUACUGGUUUGGGAGCAGUAACGCAACGGAUUUCUCAGUCCUGGAAAGAAGUAGAGUAACAUGUUACUUAUUAAUGCGUUACGGCAUCACUGCCUGUUGGACACAUACACUGCAGAAAAACAUACUAAGACACAUGCUGCUGAGGAAACAUGGGGUAACAUAUAAAAUGGAAUAGAAAUAAAAACGCAAUGAAACUAUAAACAGGAAUAGACAGGAAACCCAUGGACUCCUUUAAAAGCAGUACUUAGAGGCACUCUCCUUUUUUAAUAUAUACAUUUUGAACCUAAGGGGAUUCAUAAAAGCAAUUAGUGUUGUUAAUUUCCACAGUUUUUACAAGCAUCAUUCCUAAAUAGCACAUGCUGCAAAUGAGCCCAAGUACAUUGCACCUCAUAAGCACGUCUCGUGUCUGCGUUCCCUUUUUCCUGAAUGGCAUGCCAUAUGACGCCACUUCCACUCUUUGGCAGCGCAUCACACUGCAAUCAGCAACUGUUAAAAAGUUACACAACUGAACCAGAAGUUGAACCAGAGGGAGAACAGCAUCUGGCACUGUCCCGUGUCUGCGGGGGAGACAGAAACGGGGAGUGAGACGGAGGAAGACGGACCGGGGACCGGAGGAGGACGUGACAUUUUUACAGAAAUGUAAAUGUAUUCAACGCAAAAUAAACAGAAAAGAUUUAAAGACGGAAACACGUUCACACACACACCUGCUCUGCGGUUAAGUAUAGUUCCACUGGAGGGGAGGGGGCUACGAAGCAAAAUAAACAGCAAAUAAGAAAUGAUGAAAUCUAAUUUGGAAGAACGGGAAAAAACACAAACCCUUAUUUUCAGAAAGCACGGCCACAUAGUUUACACACACCCCCUCUCUUUCUGUCUCUCCCCCACCAUACCCUCACCUUUUUUUUUUUCUUUUUUCUUUUUUUUUUUUUUGGAUGAUGAUGAUAUGGGGGAACCCAGAUGUUACAUUUCACUGGCCAAUGGUGAGUAGAGAGGGGCCGGAUUGGUGUGCACUCCUGAUGCCCCUUCUUUUAAAAACGCCUGAGCUCCUGUCUCCAACUCAGCAACUCAACUCACAUGAGAAGGAGCGGCGGCUCAGCUCUGCUCCACCGGCAGCAUCACUCACACCUGAGGAACUGAAGCGGCCGCGCUCAUCCCGGGUCCGAGGCGCUGAAGAACCAGCUGUUUAUUCUUUCUUAACUUUACGUCAAUGCUGUAGAAGAGUUAAAAAAAAAAUCAUCUGUAACUGAACGCGUCAGCACAAUGUUGGAAUUAAGUCAGGCGGCUCUCCUGCUGUGUUUCCUGGCCUCGCCGGCUCUGGGCCAAGGACUUUUGAGGACCAGGAGUCAGUCCGACAAGACCAGGAGAGUGGCCCUCAACACGUUCACUGACACACAGACAACAGGCGUGACUGAGUGGACAUCCUGGUUCAACAUUGACCAUCCCGGGGGGAACGGAGACUACGAGCGUUUGGAGGCGAUACGUUUCUAUUACCGAGAGAGAGUUUGUGCACGGCCAACAGCCAUGGAGGCUCGUACUACAGACUGGGUGGCAGCGGCAGACACUGGGGAAGUGGUCCACUCCAGUCUGGAGAAGGGCUUCUGGUGCAUCAACAAGGAGCAACCGCAUGGCCGCAUUUGUUCCAACUAUCACGUCCGCUUUCAGUGUCCCCCAGUGCAGAGCUAUUGGUCGGACUGGAGUGAGUGGGGUCCCUGUUCAACCACGGUCUGCAAUGACGUAGGCAUCCAGGUCCGCCAGAGAAAAUGCAUGAGCAGUCAGCCCAUGCCUCUUCUGUUGGUGCCAGCAUGUCAGGGACACCAUUCAGAGAGGAAGGAGUGCGGCAACCCUCCAUGCACAGCCAAGUGGAGUCUGUGGAGUCAUUGGGGCACGUGUUCAGUGACCUGCGGUGGGGGUCGCAGGAUAAGAAGAAGGACCUGUGUGAGGACCUCAGUGACAGUGCAGUGUACAGGACGGCCUGUUGAAAUGAAGAAGUGUGGGAAGAAUCCAUGCCCAGCCAAAUGCCAGCAUGUGUGCUCAGAAGGACGUCCCAGUGACGACUGCAGCCACUGUGUGUGCGAAGGCCACGUGCUGCACGGAGACGUCCACAACGUCAUGGGCGUACCUGUGGCUGGAGCCUUGGUGGCUCUGGCCAGCCACCCGAAGGUAAUCCGUGCUCGUACGGAUCCCAAAGGUCAUUUCAGGCUCAAAGGUGUCUGCUCAUCCACCUCGAUACGGAUCAUCAUCAGGAAGGAGAAGUUCGUCCCAGUGACUGUCUCCACCUCCAGUAACACCACAGGGCUGUCCUGGUCAAAGGCUGUCCUCAGAUCAGCAGAAAAGCCUUACAUUGUGAAGCACCCAGAGGACAAAGUGCGUUAUGAGGGAGGACGGGUGCUGUUCUGCUGCAAGGCUACUGGCUCACCAACACCUGACAAAUACUACUGGUACCACAAUGGGACCCUGUUGGACAAGAAGGUGCACAAGUAUGAAGAGGAUCUCAUACUGCGAGAUCUGAAGCCAGAGCAGUCGGGGCAGUAUUACUGCAAAACCAACAGCCCCGUGGGCAGUAUCAAGUCAUCUCCAGCCUUCCUUACUGUGGUUGCAAAGGGAACACCAGCAUGCAAUUCCACGCCUGAGGCACACCUCAUCAGACUACCGAUGGACUGUGUUCAACCUGGGACUAACUCCAAGCACUACAAUGCUGGCCGCUGCCCACACAACAAAUGUGCUGGCUCCCUAGACUUUGAUAUGCGCUGCAGAGAUGGAGCCGAAUUCUGCUGCGGGGUCCAAAGCAUGGAAAGUCGAGUCAUUGACUGUGGAACCUAUAGCCUCCCUAUUCGUGCUGUGACACAGUGCAGUUGUCGGAAGUGUGUGCAGCCAACACUGCUCGUCCGCGGUAGAGUGGUCGCAGCCGAUAAUGGUGAGCCUCUGCGUUUUGGGCACAUUUACAUUGGCAAAGAGAGAGUAGGCACAACAGGAUACCAAGGAGGUUUCACAUUACAAAUUACCCCAGAUACACAGAGAUUAGUUGUGAACUUUGUUGACCCCACCCAGAAGUUGCUUGACACUCCUAAGGUGUUCAUCUUUGAUAAGAAAGGUGGAUCCAUAUAUCACGAUGUGAAAGUGAUGAGAAAGCAAACGCCAAUAGAUAUCAAUGCCGGCGAAACAAAUUCUAUAACUCUAGGGGAAAUCAAAGAUGAAGAUCCCAUAGGGCAGUUAGUCAUUCCUCCUAAUUCCUUCCAUAAGGACAAUGGCGAAAUCUACGAGGGGACUGUGAAAGCCAGCGUCACAUUCAUUGACCCAAGAAACAUCACUACCGCAGCUGCAGCCCCUGGGGACCUCAACUUUGUGGAUGACGAGGGUGACAUGCUACCUUUGAGGACGUAUGGCAUGUUUUCUGUGGACUUCAGAGAUGAGACCAACAAGGAGGUGCUUGGAGCUGGAGCAGUGCAAGUCCUCCUUGACACACAGCAUGUCAAAAUGCAAGAGCACAUUCCCAAAAUGAAACUGUGGUCUCUGAACCCAGACACAGGAGUCUGGGAGGAGGAAAGUGACUUCUCUUACAGCACAACAACUACCGGUGGUCAUGGACGAAGCAAGCGUGAAGAGCGCACGUUCCUGGUAGGCAACAUGGAGAUCAGAGAACGUAGACUCUUCAAUUUAGACGUGCCUGAAAACAGACGCUGCUAUGUCAAGGUUCGUGCCUACAUGAGUGACAAGUUCCUUCCUAGUGAACAGCUGGAGGGUGUUGUAAUCAGCUUGAUAAAUCUGGAGCCCAAACCUGGUUAUUCCUCUAAUCCCAGGGCUUGGGGCCGCUUCGACAGUGUCCUAACUGGACCCAAUGGGGCCUGUUUACCAGCUUUCUGUGAUGCACAGAGGCCCGAUGCUUACACAGCCUAUGUUACGGCAAUGAUGGGUGGGGAAGAACUCGAAGCAGCUCCUUCCUCCCCAAAGAUGAAUCCAAACAUCAUCGGAGUGUCUCAGCCAUAUCUAGAUAAAAUAGACUACCAGCGUUCAGACCAUGAGGAUCCAGCUCUGAAGAAAACAGCCUUCAGAAUCAACCUUGCAAAGCCAAACCAAAACAAUCUGGAUGAGACCAAUGGCCCAAUAUAUCCAUACCAGAAUUUAAUAGCAUGUGAAAAUGCCCCUGUUGAUGCAAAUCAUUUCAGAUUUUUCAGAGUGGAAAAGGACAAAUAUGAAUACAACGUUGUUCCUUUUGAGGAGAAUGAUUUGACUACCUGGACAGGAGACUACCUCUCCUGGUGGCCAAAUCCCCAAGAGUUUAGAGCAUGCUUCAUCAAGGUCAAGAUUCUAGGACAGAAGGAAUUGAUGGUCAGGUCAAGGAAUCUGGGAGGAACACACCGAGAGACAAAGGGCAAACUUUAUGGCAUUAGGGACAUUCGCAGCACCCGGGACAUGCGAGAGGCCAACACCUCAGCAGCAUGUGUGGAGUUCAAAUGCAGUGGCAUGUUAUUUGAUCAAGCUGAGGUGGACAGAUCCAUUAUAUCAGUCCUUCCACAGGGAAACUGUCGCAAAAUCAGCACAAACAACCUCCUACAAGAGUAUCUCAUUAAACAUCCACCAGUCGCUCAAAACAACGAGUCCCAUGCUUUCACCAUGCUAGCACCUGUUGAUCCUUUGGGACACAACUAUGGCAUUUACACAGUCACGGACCAGAACCCCAGAGUGGCCAAAGAGAUCGCUAUUGGACGCUGUUUUGAUGGCACCUCAGAUGGCUUCUCCAGAGAGAUGAAGUCAGACUCCGGAGUGGCACUGACCUUCAGUUGUCCAGAGAGGAAAAUUAACAGGGAAAGCCUCUUCCAGCGUCUCCAGACCAACCCUGGUCAGACAUUGUCUCAGAUGGCCAGGGACAUGAGGGAGUUGGAGGGUGUGCAAGUGCAGAGAUCAUCCAGCCAAGUGGUGGUUUAUCCUUCAGAGCAGCGAGGUCGCAGAGUUAGCUCCACCACGAGGAGGAGAGUGUCCACACGCACGCAACAACGCCAGUAGAAGUUUUCAAUUGAAACUGAUACGGUGACAUCAUAUGAUGAGUGUGAAUUCCACCCAGACUAUGAAAAACUGAGACAGCAAUUUAGCAAAAUCAUCAAGCAUGAUGGCAGAUAUUCAUUGGUCUGAUAUUUACUUGAAGGGUUUGGUAUUAAUUUCUUCCUUUCCUCCUAAGAAGACAAACAUAAUUUGUGUAUAUGUAACUCAGUGACUGACAUUUAUUUAAUUGGCUUUGGUCUAAUUUUAUGAGUGAAUACACUCAAUUAACAGUUUUACAACUUUUAUGCAUCAAAUUUGUGGCAUUCCCCAUGGUGCGUGUUUUUGCUGACAUUUUUCAAUGCUUGAGGGGACACUAAACCUUCAAAUACUGUAAAUACUAUGGCAGGCUCUUAGCACUUUGUAACCGACAGUUGCUUUCCACUGAAGUCAUACUUUUCUUCAAGAUCAAAAAGAAACCAACACAAGGUCGUUGUUGUCUGCAGCAGACACUUAGCCCUUUUUCUACAAACUGGGAAAAUCUCCCUCCACCAAGGGGAGGCACACUCAACAGAGACAGUGGGGUGAGGCAUGGCACACAGGGAACAGAGGAUGUUUUCAGUCAAGCUUUUCAAUGUUUUUAUUAGCAUGCCAGAUUGCUGACUGUGAAUCAACCAAAUGUCCUUACACACCUACUUAAAAUGUGCAAGACCAAGGUUGUCGCCAAAACAAGCACAGAGCAGACUGUAGGCGGACUAAAAUGAAGAUAAUAGAUUACAAGGUACAUGUGGCAUAAUUUCCUCAUUUCCUCUUCACUUUACAACUUAGCACGUCACCCAGCAAAAUGUUACUAAAAGCACUGCAUUCCUCAAUACUCCAUUUUUGCCGAAGGAAGCAAAUCCAAGGUUUAAAUUAAUUUAGUUUUUGGUGUCGUUGGAGGACUUGCGAGCUGUCUUUGUAUCCUGAAGUGCAAUAAGUAGAAUUAAACUUGAGAUUUAGUCAAAUUUUGCUUCUUCCAAACUAUUUCAGUACCUUAAAAAUGAGAUGUUAGAGUGUUUGUGGCAGGUACGGUGGCUAAGGGACCUUGCACAGGACUCAUUUUGUAUGACUUUUAUCAAAUGACUGCCAUUUAAUCAGUUUUUGAUUCUCUGAAUUUACUCAUUAGCGCAUGACUCCUAGUAAUCUUUCUAGUUUCAGAGUGCUUUCUUAUUAGUAGUUAAAACUCUCAACACAUUCUGUGGUUCUUGCUGUUAAAACUAUGCACGAAUUAUGAAACUUUAUUAUUUGACUUUUAGGCUAUUUUAACCAAAGUCAGUCAUAGGCAUUAAGUUUACUUAGUGUUAAAAUCUCCAAACUUGUGUAUCUGCACCACUGGCUGUUGUAGACCCACGGGAGAAGCUCAACAAGCUGAACUAAUCCAAAUCCAAAUAAGGAGCACUGUGGUCCUUGGAGGAACCAGGAAAGGCUGAUGAGUAAACAUAAGUCUGCUGCUAAUUAGAAAAUAAAUUGCACAAUCUCAAGAGGCCUGUAAAAAAACAAUUUGACCGUGAUUUUUACAAGCAGUCAAACAUGUUAAUUUUCCAGGAGACCAUGAGUGAACUUAAGUAUUAAACAAUAUCCUGGGCCCAAGAGUAAUACAGUAAAACGUAUUUACAACGAAAUUGCCCCCAGACACCUGAAAAGUUAACUUCUUAAUAUGUUGUCAUAAAUGUCAGUGAAAUUAAUGCUAUUGCAUUUUUUAUUUCCAAAGACUUGUCAUUUAAGGUGUUCUAAAAGGUGCCUCUGCAAAGCUGUGUAAAUGACAACCAUAUAUUAGAUCGCCACCCUUGUGCCUGGCCCCAAGGAGAUUUCUUUUUUUUUUCCAUUACUUACUAAGAGCACCCCAGUCCAGAAAAACACACACUCAAGAAAGAGGAAUAAAGAAUGACAGCUUGUGUCUCCUUUCUCAUUAUCACAGACCUCUCUAAUCACAGGCCUCUGGGCUGAUGGAACAGUUCAGAUCUCCAGAUGAAAACAAACAUCUCACAGCAACAGAUGCAGCAUCCACCCUGUGAGGACGAUGAUGAUUGAAUCCAGGUGUAGGAAGCGAUAAGUCCUGUAAAAAUGCAGUGGUGUGUGAGGUCAGCUGAGGAGGCCCAGCAGAUGUAGAGCAGCUAAAGGAAAUGUUAGAACGAAGACAUCAAGAGAAAGAGAGGCAAGAUUAUGGAUUUAAUCAAUUCGGGGUACUGUUUGGUUAAAAAAAAAAGAAAGAAGGGAAAAUAUUCGUGGUCUUUGGCCUCACAGUCCAUCACUUACAGAAUCUUGGGCUUUGAAAGUGGUUGCACAUGGAGGAAUCCAGAUUUUCUUCAGAGCAUGCUUUGACAGGGGAAUUGGCUUAUUCAUGAGGAGAAGUUAUCAGGGCAGCUUGAAGGACAAGGUAACAGUAAUAGCCUGAGUAAGCCAUUAUAUAACACUUUGCAUGGGAAAGUAAGCUGUUUUCCCCAAACUGUUAUUUUGUCUUUGGGGAACUUCAAAUGAGAUUAGGGAAUCUCUGCAAAGUUUGGUUUAAUGGUGUAAGCAAAAGUUUCCAGAGUUUUUAAAACCUGUAGUUUAAGCCUGAAUCCAACAAAUAAAACACACUGCAAAAUUCAUUUUUAAUAGGCAGAAAAUGUUCAUCAUCGUUAAUCUGACGCGCCAGACGGUUUCUGGGAAGUCGUCCUAGGAAAUUGUUUGGAAAGAAUAAACUUUGCUAAAAUCACAGGCUAACUUCACCCAAUAAGAUCAACAAACUUUAUGACAUAAUAGGAAGGCACCAAAGAGCUGACAGCUCUGAAAGCUGGUAAGGAGUCAGUGUAGCGCGCUGUGUAGUUAGCAUGUCCACAGGCAAUACUUAGUGUCUUUUUAAGAAAAAAAUGCACUUGAAAUGGAGUCUUAUGCGACCAUGGUCACAACUAAAACACGCCCAUAACUGCCUCAGAGGACUCUGAUUGAGAUGCACAGUUGUAAAUUGGUCACCAGAACAAAGCUUGAAGCCUGGGACGAUGGCUUGGGCUUGUUUAAACUUGGGAUCUCACAGAAAUCUAGGUAAAGUAGUAAUCGUUUGAGCUUACAUUGAGUCAUCCAAAUAAUAGUUCGUAUUAUGUUUUACACUUGAGUGCAUGACAUGUUGAAAAAUAAGCCAAAAAAAUUCAUUCUUUCCAAAUUUCUCACCAGGUGGAAAGUUCACUGGUCAUUAAUUUCUGUCAGUCAAGUAUGAGGCUACACUUUACUGUAUACAGAUGAAGUGAGCACAGCAUCAUAAUUCAGAUUUCUCAGAAUCUCUUGGCAUGGAGGAGAAUAAGCGGAUUUCCCAAAAUGUACGACCAUUCAUUCGCUGAACAGGCAGCGUCGCAGAGCUUCGGUGCUUGAAAAUAGCUUAUUUUCUAGGCUGUUUUCAUGCAAACCUUUUGCCUAAAUUAAGAGCGUUUGGUGACAACUGAAAUUUCAAGUUUAUUUCUUUUUAAAAUACUUCACUUGGUUUUGCCCGUCUUACACCGUAAUGCUAACCGGUUCAAGCACAAGUCUCUGAAUCCCCCAUGAAAAUGCAACAAUUAAUCAUCAGUUUAACCAUGAACAGAUUCAUCCAUUUCCUCUUCUGUGCAAUGUAGCUGAUCUCAGGGAGAUCAUAAUUUAUUCAGAAGGUCAUCCUUGAACCUUUCCAUCACUUUCUGGGAUUUACUGUAUGGAAAGAACUGUAUAUUUGCAUCUGGUCCAUUGGAAGCAACCCUGAGCAGUAAAUGGAUUACAUAAGUGAAUAAUACUCUUAGCUGCUUAGUUUAGCUAUUGCAUGGUGAUGCCAGUCGCUUUGUUUCCCUCUGAAUUAAGUUUUCAUGUGUAAAUUGAGUAUUGUAUUUAAUCUGCAAUAAUUGUUUGGACAAGAACCUGUAAAUAAAUGAUUUUGUGUAAACUUUUUGAUCGAUA